CUUUGGCCUUGUCCAUGCGUGGCGCUAUAAACGUGUAGAAAGUAAUUAGCAAGUUUUGCCAAUAAAUAACAAACCAAACAAAUUCCAACAAUUAAAAGAUUAAUAAUUGCCAAACAGUAGACAAAUAAUCCCAUAUUUUGUAACCGGGAGCCAUUUGAAUUUGGCGAAAAGCUGCGUCAAGCAUUAGAAAAAGUUAUCGCAGCGCAGUGGUAUGAAAAAUAAUCGAACCCCAAGUGGGCCGGGAUGUUUAUGGUUUGUUGCCAACAAUAAUAUUAUUCACGAUAAUAGAAAAGCGAGAAAAGUAUUUGUGAAAAAUUGAAAAUUAAAAAAACAAACUUCAAGAGUCUGGCUUCCCCCUCGAGUUACUGCCAAAUACGCGAUAUCAAUCUAUCUCUGUCUCGCGCUUUGCUGACCGCGUGCAGUUGUGAGUGUCAGUUGAAGGAGGCGAAAGUGUGUCGUUGACGUUGCCGUUGCCGUCGUGUGAAAAAAGUGAAAAAAGAAAGAAGAGAAGAAACGAAAUGGCCGCUCAGGAAAAUACGGAAGUUACAACAAAAUUCUCCACACUAAAUGUGAAUGCGGUGGAAUUUGUGCCCAGCUUCAAUUACAGCAGCGCUGUGACAACGCCAGCAACAGCAGCCGCAGCAGCAGCAGUACAAGCAGACGACGAAGCGCCGCCGCCGACGCCGCCUUCCGCUGCUACUGCUGCUGCCCCUGAGGAGCAAACAACAACGAACACGACAGCAGCUUCAGGAUCAGCCACACCAGCCUCAACGCCAGAUUCCACAGGCUCUGGUGGAUCAGCAACAAAUGCAUUGCCAGCAGCUGGUGGCGGAGGAGGAGGAGGCGGCGGUGUCGCCGGAUCGGCAUCUGCAUCCGCAUCAGAAUCACCAGCCCAACCAGAAACCGAUCCUGCUGAUAGCUGGGAUGUGGAAGACGAUGCUGCUAUAACGCCCGAAGAUGAGGAAGUGGAAGAUGCUGAAUUUUCAGAGGGCGGGGCCACGCCGAAAGCCAACAAGAAGAAAGUCAUUAAAGUCGAGGAGAAUCGAAGCAAGCGCGAACAUGUGAAUGUUGUAUUCAUUGGACAUGUUGAUGCUGGCAAAUCAACAAUUGGCGGACAAAUUAUGUCCCUCACUGGCAUGGUAGACAAACGAACAUUGGAGAAGUACGAGCGGGAGGCACGCGAAAAGUCUCGCGAAAGUUGGUAUUUGUCGUGGGCAUUGGACACAAACCAGGAGGAACGUGACAAGGGCAAAACUGUUGAAGUGGGUCGCGCCUUCUUCGAAACGGAUCGCAAACAUUUCACCAUUCUGGAUGCCCCUGGACACAAGAGUUUCGUCCCAAACAUGAUUGGAGGAGCGGCGCAGGCGGAUUUGGCUGUGCUGGUUAUAUCGGCGCGAAAGGGUGAAUUCGAGACAGGUUUCGAUCGAGGCGGACAGACGCGAGAGCACGCCAUGUUGGCCAAAACGGCUGGUGUCAAGCAUCUCGUGGUGCUGGUCAACAAAAUGGAUGAUCCCACUGUGAAUUGGGAUCAGACGCGUUACAACGAAUGCAAAGACAAGAUACUACCAUACCUCAAAAAGCUGGGCUUCAAUCCAGCCAAGGAUCUAACCUUCAUGCCUUGCUCUGGUCUCAGUGGCUACGGACUGAAGGAACAGCUGCCCGAGUCCCUAUGCCCAUGGCAUCGGGGGCCAGGCUUCAUCCCAUUUAUUGAUGAACUGCCCUCACUUAAUCGCAAAUCGGAUGGUCCGUUUAUAAUGCCAAUUGUCGAUAAAUAUAAGGAUAUGGGCACAGUAGUUAUGGGUAAAGUUGAGUCUGGAGUGGCGCGUAAAGGACAGAAUUUACUUGUUAUGCCAAACAGGACACAAGUGGCUGUGGAUCAAGUUUUCUCUGACGACUAUGAAGUCACUUCUGUGGGUCCUGGAGAGAACGUUAAGAUUAAACUGAAAGGAAUUGAGGAAGAGGACGUAUCACCUGGAUUUGUUAUCUGCGAUGCCUCAAAUCCCAUUAAGACGGGAAAAAUCUUUGAUGCUCAGGUCGUUAUUUUAGAACACAAAUCAAUUAUCUGUGCGGGCUAUUCAGCUGUCAUGCACAUACACUGCGCCGCCGAAGAGGUCACAGUGAAAGCCCUCAUCUGUUUGGUGGACAAGAAGAGUGGUGAAAAAUCAAAGACACGUCCAAGAUUCGUUAAACAGGAUCAGGUUGCAAUUAUGCGCAUUGAAUGUUCCGGAAUGAUUUGCCUUGAACAAUUUAAACUAUUUCCACAAAUGGGUCGCUUUACACUGAGAGAUGAAAAUAAAACCAUUGCCAUUGGCAAGGUACUGAAGGUGGUCGAAUAAAUUUGAGCCAAGCUACAAUUAAUAGAAAACCAACAAACAAAAAAAAACAUAAUAAUAUUCGUGUGGACCCGCCUUGUUUAUUUUUUUUUUGAUGAUGAUGAUAUAUUGCACACACACACACACACAAACACAUAGCCGAAAACACAGACACACACCCACACACACACGCCAGAAAUGAGACACGCCGCUCCCCCCGCUUUGUGCAAACCACU
This is a messenger RNA of Drosophila willistoni, 2548 nucleotides long. RefSeq names its product eukaryotic peptide chain release factor GTP-binding subunit ERF3A (gene eRF3). Gene Ontology annotation, biological process: translation. The coding region runs from base 519 to 2336 and encodes 605 amino acids. The record is from RefSeq and is a predicted model, not a curated record. NCBI's taxonomy places the organism in Eukaryota, Metazoa, Arthropoda, Insecta, Diptera, Drosophilidae. Gene Ontology annotation, cellular component: translation release factor complex. The transcript has 7 exons. Gene Ontology annotation, molecular function: GTPase activity; translation release factor activity; GTP binding.